Messenger RNA from Linum tenue, 971 nucleotides. NCBI's taxonomy places the organism in Eukaryota, Viridiplantae, Streptophyta, Magnoliopsida, Malpighiales, Linaceae. The record is from the annotation of a GenBank genome assembly.
AUGUCCAGUGAUAUUUUCUGUGUGGGUGGCCAUGACUGGGUGAUCCGGUUUUACCCGGAUGGGAGGAAACUCGUGGAUGGAAGCUCUAAAUCUGACUUCUUUUCGGUGGGCAUUGGUUUGGUCAGCGACGCUGGUGAUUCGGGCAUUAGGGCCUCGUGUGAGUUUACCUUCUUGGACAAGAGAGGGAAAGAGUUACCAGAGGGCUUGUCCGGCCGGCCAUCCCCUAUGAAGAAAGGAUACGAGUGGGUUCGAGACAUCAAGGAAGCAAAUCAAGGAAGCAAGUAUGUACAAAAUGAUUGCAUCAUCAUUCGAGGCACUGUUCGAGUUCUUGUUCUUGCGAAUCGGCUUGAAGGUGCCAAGCAGGGUUCCAUUACCGUACCCGACUCCAACUUUGGCCAGGGUUUCAAGGAGCUACUGGAAUCUGAAGUUGGUUGGGACGUUGUGUUCCACGUUGGUGAUGAGGUAUUUCGAGCUCACAAGUCCAUUCUUGCUGCGCGAUCCCCUGUUUUCAGAGCCCAGUUCUUUGGACCAGCAGGGGAUCCUAACUUGAAUGAAGUUACAGUGGAUGAUAUUCUUCCCUCCAUCUUCAAGGUGAUUCUCCGAUUCAUAUACACAGACCAACUUCCUGAUGUGCAUGAUAUUGUUGGCUUCUCGGCAUCCAUGUCAGGUGCUGCCAACGUCACCCAACACCUGUUAGUUGCUGCUGACCUCUACAACUUGGACAGGUUGAAGGUGUUCUGUGAAUCCAAGUUAUGCAAGGAGCUUACCGCCGUAUCGGUGGCCACCACACUAGCAUUGGCUGAGCAGCAUCAGUGCGCACAUCUCAAAGCUGUCUGCUUGAAAUUUGCAGUACAUCCCAACAACUUGGCAGGUACGUCUGCAGUUCAUGUAUCCUAAGUUUAAGUUAUGUCCAUUUCCCAAUAUUUGUUUGUUGGGAUAUAUAGAAGAGAGGUAUGCAUCUUUGCUAUGGA